UGCAGGUCUAAAGAUCUGGAGACGGAAGACGGGAAAGCAGUGACGCGCUCCCCUGUGCCCCGGGGUCGGAGCUGCAGAUUUUAUUUAUUUAAUUAGAGAGAGAGAGCAUGCAUGGAGAGUGGCAACAAGGAGGAAGAGGGACAAACAGACUCCAAGCUAAUCAUGAAGCCUGAUGUGGGGCUCAGUCCUAAGACUCUGAGAUCAGGACUCAAGCUGAAACCAAGAAUCAGAUGUUAACCAACUGUGCCACCCAAGUGUCCCUUAUCCAGAUUUCUUUAACCACAUCUGAUGUCUUCAUGUUUUGAAUUCAUGUGGCAUUCCAGAACUAUAGCUCUUUCUCUGAGAAAAUAAAAACCAUAAAUAACUGGCAGGACACUGCUGUAAUGGUGAAAAAAUGUGUAACCCAUGGGUAGCAUGGUUAGGAGUGCUGUUGCCCUUGAUCAAGUUCACUCAUUCAGUCCUCAAACCAGCACUGCCUCCAGUGAUCAAGAACCAACCUUUCAACAUUUUCUGGGCUGUCCCAACAAUGCAGUGUCAACAUUUCUUCAACGUGGAUUUGAAUCUCCAGUUAUUUAAUAUUAUAUCAAAUCCUUUAGAGACUCAGAGGGGAUCAACAAUUGUCAUAUUUUAUCCAAAUGAAUUAGGGUAUUAUCCUUAUUUCUCUCAAGAUGGAAAACCCUUUAAUGGAGGGAUACCACAGAAUAUAAGUAUUCCUAAACACCUCAAGAAGACAACUGAUGACAUUGCAAAAGUUGUCUCUUGGUGGAGAUCAGAAGGUCUUAUUAUCAUUGACUGGGAGAGCUGGAAACCUCAAUGGGAUAGAAAUUGGGGCAAUAGACUAAUAUAUAAAAACCACUCCUUAGCCUUCACUAGAAACCUCCAUCCUGACUGGUCAGAAAUGAAAGUGAAAACAGUUGCCCAACAGGAAUUUGAAAAUUCUGGGAAGAAUCUUAUGAGCGCCACUCUCACACUGGCUUUAGAAAUGAGACCAAAGUGCUUAUGGGGCUUUUAUCUUUACCCAGACUGCUACAAUUAUGAUUAUAGGAUAAAUCCACAAAUGUACACAGGUAAAUGCCCAAAUGAUGAAAUUUUAUGCAAUGACCAACUCCAGUGGCUUUGGGAAAAAAGCACAGCACUUUAUACUUCAAUAUAUUUGGAUAAAAUAUUGAAGUCAAGUUUAAGUGCUCUGAAAUUUGUUCAUUAUCGAGUUAGGGAAGCCAUGAGGAUUGCUGAAAUGGCUAGGCAUGACUAUGUUUUGCCAGUUUUUAUUUUUUCCAGACCAUUUUAUGUGCAUAGUAUUGAAGCUUUGUCACAGGAAGACUUAGUACAUACAAUUGGUGAGAGUGCCGCAUUGGGGGCAGCAGGAGUAAUAUUGUGGGGAGGAUUUGAAUAUUCUGAUUCAAAGGAGACCUGCUUAUCUGUGCAAAAGUCCAUCCAAGGGCCAUUGGGCCAUUAUGCUGUUAAUGUGACAUCUGCAGCCAAAUUCUGCAGUCAAAGUCUAUGUAACAAUAAUGGAAGGUGUAUCCGAAAAACACCUGAAUCCUCCUCCUAUCUGCAUAUGCCUGAAAGUAGCACUAAGAAAUACAUCCUAAAUAAGAGUUUCAGAUUCAUCAUUUCUUCAACCAGUAAACUGAAGACAACAAAGGUCUUCCACAGUACAUUAAUGCAGAAGAUAAGAUUUUAUCUUAUGAAAGUAUUAUCUGAUGGACAAUUAAGGCUUUGUGUUGUUCAACCAAUACAUCUCACAUCAUGGCUGCUCAUAUUCUUCAUUCUGAAGUCUAUCUCUUCUCUAAAACCUGCCCGGCUUCCAAUUUAUCAAAGGAAACCUUUUAUAGCUGCUUGGAAUGCCCCAACGGAUCAGUGUUUGAUAAAAUACAAUAUAGGAUUAAAUUUGAAAAUGUUUCAGGUUAUUGGAAGCCCACUGGCCAAGGCCAGGGGGCAAAAUAUCACUAUAUUUUAUGUCAACAGAUUGGGAUACUAUCCAUGGUAUACAUCACAGGGGGUUCCCAUUAAUGGGGGUCUCCCCCAGAACAUAAGUUUGCAAGUGCAUCUAGAAAAAGCUGACCAAGAUAUUAAUUAUUACAUCCCUGCUGAAGAUUUCAAUGGACUUGCUGUUAUAGACUGGGAAUACUGGCGACCUCAGUGGGCCCGUAACUGGAACACAAAAGAUGUCUACAGACAGAAGUCCAGAAAGCUGAUUUCUGACAUGCAAGAGAAUGUAUCAGCUACUGAUAUUGAAUAUUUAGCCAAAGCAACCUUUGAAGAAAGUGCAAAAGCUUUCAUGAAGGAAACCAUCGAAUUGGGAAUUAAGAGUAGACCCAAGGGCCUCUGGGGUUAUUAUUUAUAUCCUGAUUGCCACAAUUAUAAUGUUUAUGCCCCGAAUUAUACUGGGUCAUGCCCAGAAGAGGAAGUUUUGAGAAACAAUGAGCUCUCUUGGCUCUGGAAUAGCAGUGCUGCUUUAUAUCCUUCUAUUGGUGUCAGAAAAUCUCUUGAAGACAAUGAAAACAUUUUGCGCUUCUCGCAAUUUCGAGUGCAAGAAUCCCUGAGGAUCUCCACCAUGACAUCCCAUGAUUACGCUCUGCCUAUAUUUGUCUACACAAGGCUAGGCUACAGAAAUGAGCCCUUAUUUUUUCUUUCUAAGCAAGAUCUAAUCAGUACUAUUGGAGAAAGUGCUGCCUUGGGAGCUGCAGGCAUUGUUAUCUGGGGAGACAUGAAUUUAACUUCGUCUGAGGGCAACUGUACAAAGGUGAAGCAGUAUGUGAGUUCUGACUUAGGACGCUACAUAGUCAAUGUGACCAGAGCGGCUGAGGUGUGCAGCCUUCACCUGUGCAGGAGUAACGGGAGAUGCAUAAGGAAGGUAUGGAAAGCUCCUGAUUACCUGCACUUGAACCCUGCAAGUUACCACAUAGAGGCCUCCAAGGAUGGAGAAUUUAUUGUGAAAGGAAAAGCAUCUGAUAUGGACCUGGAAGCAUUGGAGGAGAAGUUUUCCUGUCACUGUUAUCAGGGAUACGAAGGAGCCAACUGUAGAGGAACAAAGGCGGCUGACGGCUGCUCUGGGGUGUUCUCUUUUUCUAGCUCACUAAUAACACUAUGCCUGCUGGUUUUAGCAGGUUAUCAGAGUAUCUGGUCAUGACAUAAUUGAGUUUAAAUGGAACUGUGUGCCCUGUAGAGUAGUCACUUAAAGAAAAGAUGAAACUUAGGACUUUUUUUUUCUCUUAUGAAAUACAUUGAAAAGGUAGCAUAAGUAGACAUUAUGUACGUCACUUAACAUAAACAAGAGCAUAUUGCUUUAUUUGGCACUGAUUUGGCUAAGAAACCAGAUCCAGGAAUAAAAUCAGUGCAGUCCUCUUCCUUACUGGAAUGUUUAAGUUGUAUUCAAACUAGACCCGUAUAUUUUAG
Molecule: messenger RNA, 3399 nt
Organism: Nyctereutes procyonoides (raccoon dog)
Lineage: Eukaryota; Metazoa; Chordata; Mammalia; Carnivora; Canidae
Gene: HYAL4
Product: hyaluronidase 4
Exons: 9
Coding region: 395-3133 (912 amino acids)
Biological process (GO): hyaluronan catabolic process; carbohydrate metabolic process
Molecular function (GO): hyalurononglucosaminidase activity
Source: RefSeq, a predicted model, not a curated record